UUGUGGUUUUGCAGUGACCCAGAACCUAACAAACGACUAACAAAAUAAGCUGUAGCGUUAGUAAAUAGUAAGUAUAAGUAGAGGUUGUUGCAGCAGCAAGGCGCAGGCAGCGCAGAAGGAAGAAGGAACGACGAAGAAAAAAGAAUCACGACGACGGGUGACAGGCGUCUCGAGGACGCACGUGUGAAGUGUAUGUACAAGAGAACAAAGGACUCCCGGGCUGCCAAGUGUAAGUAAAGAGCCAUGACUGAGCCAGGCAGCCAAACAAAACCAGACAACUUUGAAGACACUUCAUCAUCCGGAGACUGGACAUUUGUUGAUCAAACAGCCAAUGUGAAAGAGAUCAACAAUUCAGCUGAAGAAGAAAUCAGGAAAAAAGAUUUAAACGAACCUGAAUCGCCUGUAGUUCUACAAGAAACAAAAACCGAGGUGGUUAAGAAAGAUGAAGAACAAAAAGAGAACAUUGAUGAGGAGCAAGUUGAGAAAGGCAUAGAAGCUGGAGAAAAAGACACUGAGUCUGAUGACGUUUCCGUCAUAUCUGAUGAAGAACCCGAUCAUACGAUCUCUACAGAAAAAAGAAUUGAAAAGUUGGAUCUCAAUCAAUUGAGAGAGUCUUCAAGCCAACCAGAGUCUGACAAUUGCUGUGGCAUUGAUGCCAUUCGUCCAUUCAUACCUGUGUUACUUGGUGGAUUUGCAUUAUUGAUUGCGUCUCUAAUUCUGAUUGUGUCAUAUGCUUUCAUAGAAUAUAAAUUUCAACAACUGGAUAAUCAAGAUCUUCAAUACCAAUGUGCUUUUGAGUCACUUGGUAAAUUAAAGCCAGCAUCCGAAUUUACCGAAAACUUGCAAAAUCUUGAUCAUGUGGCAAGCAGUUUGGAUGACAUCAAUUACAAAAUGCCUGAAAUAAAGAAUCUUGUUGAUGAUCUAUCUAAAAAUGUAAACAAUUUUAUGAAUGUCAAAAUAAGCCUUGAACAUGCUUUGAAACAUGUUAACUACAAAAUAGAAUUGGUGGCAGCCCUUUACGAGAGUUAUUGUGCUAUAAAUGGAAAAAUGAACGGAUUUCGUAAUAAAAUGUGUAAAACACCAAGGGCACUUCACGAUAUGAUUUCCUUCAAAAAGAAAUGGACAGCUAAUAAUGGAAUAGGUAAAAUACCAAAAGAAAAUCAAGACGAAUUUCUAAAUGCCUUGAACGAAGAUAAACAUGAAAUUGACACUGUUGCUGAGACUUUGUUAUCUGAGUUUUUAAAUGCAUAUUCCAAAUUCGCUAACAACGUUGAGGAACUACAGGAAAUGACAUUCAGAUCCAAAUCACUAACUAACAAAGGAAACAUUUAUAAUAAAGAAAAAAAUUGGGCAAAGAAAGGAAAUGAUUCAUCGGAAAAGGAAGAGACAGGAGAGAAGAGUAAAGGAGAAUUAAAGAACGAUUGGAAAAAAAACAAGUCUGAAAGUAAAGAGAAACAAUCAUCCGAAGAGAAAAAAUAUGACAAACGUGAUAAAAACGAAAACUAUAAAAAAUAUAAUAACAAGAAUUCCAAGCAUAAGCGUGAAUACGAUGAUUCUGGGGAAAGUAACGAGAGAGAUUUUGACAAAAAAUAUGAAAACAAAAGAAACGGCGACUAUGUACAAAAGCACGAAUAUGAGAAAAAAAAUCGAAAUGCCGAUCACCAAUCUCCCAAGAAAAAAAAUGAUGAUCACAAUGAAAAGAAAGAUUGGAAUAGCGAACACAAAAGUAAUAAGAAUAAGAAAGAGUACGAUUAUGAGCGAAAAUUUGAGAACAACAAGAAGGUGCCUGAUUAUGAGAAUAAGUCAGAUUCGGAGAAAAAUUUCAGUGAACGUGAUUUCGAAAACAGCAACAAAAAGGAAAACUUUUAUCAAGAACGUGAUGACAAAAAAUACUGCGAAUCAGGCCAUAAGUGCAACAAAAAGAGGUAUCGUGACGACGAUGACGACGACGACGACGAUGACGAUCAUCGUCUCCAUCGUCAUCAGCAUUAUUCGUACAAGGAUCACCCAAAAAGAUACGUGGACUCAGAUGAGACGCGGGAUAAGUAUUUUAAUGAAAAUUAUGGAGACAGGGAAAGAGAAAAGAGGAACGGCGAGUGGUUGAUGGAAAGAAAAUCAAACAAAAAGACCAAGAAUAGAGGUGGUGAUCGCGAAAAGCAGCGCAAUUCUGAUUGGUACUCUGCCCGAGCAGAUUCGCGCCAGUGGAUGAGGAUGGAGGAGGAACGGCGCAUGAACAAUAGAAAACCCUCGGCUUAUCAUCAUCGUCGUCCACAUCACGAGCUCUAAGUACCACUGGGGCUGGAUCCAGUUGUUGGUAAAAAUUGCGAUUGCGGUGGGAGAGAAGUCAAUUUUCUUUUUUUUUUUAUCUUAGCUCGCCUUUCAGAGAUUUUGCUUGGCGCUCUUUGCGAUAAAAGUUUGCCGUUAUUGCUAUUUUUUUUUUUCGUUAUAUACUUACUGGGAUGGAAAAAUCCUUACAAGUAUAGCUUUUUUUUGUUAUUAAUGUAUAGUUUUAAGUUACAAACUAUAAAGACAAAAGAUUGUAACAUAUGUUGCAGGUAUGAAUUCAGAGAUCAAGUAAAUUUCUGUUUGACUCCAAGAUUAUUACUGUGAACAAUUAAAGUAUUCUAGAGUACAUUGUAAUCUCUUAAAUUUUUAUAGAUUUUUAAAUUUAUUUAUUAUAUAUCCUACUUUAGAUCCGCUAUAUAUUCGGGUGGAGUUUUGAAGAACCAAUGUCGUACUCUAUAAGAAAUUGUAAUAUUAUUAUCCUUCUUAUGGAGUAAGUAAUUGAUGUUUUAAAUGAUUGUACACACUUGGUACUCGUUACCCGAAUUAUUGUUAAAAACUAGGUGUUUGCACGUGACUUUCGACACUUGGAAAAGACACUUGGAAAAAUACCUUAUUAUUUACAAUAGGUUAAUAAAUAUUUUUAACAAUGAAAUCUUUGUAGUCACGAUAAUCAUGACUGUUUUUAUCCCUACUCUAAAGUUAAAAGGUGCUUAUUCCAAGUGUAGAAAGAAUCGUGUGCGCGCUCCUAUGGAAAACGUAUUAUUUAUUUACAAUCGUCCGACAGUGUGAUAAAAAAAUCCCGAGCUUUCGUAGCGACUUUAUUUUCAGCCAGAGUAAGAUUAAAUUAACGCAUAAACAAAGAUAUUUUUUUUAAUUUGUAUUAAUUUAUUAUUUCUAUUUUUUUUNUUUUUUUUUUCAUCAUUUUAUUUACACUUGGUACACGUUUACGCAUGUGUAUUGUAGGCAACCGUUUGCUGCGAGAGAAAAUAGUUAUUUCGUAUUUAAGUGUGAAUUUUGAACGAUUCAUGCAAUCAAUAAACAAAUAAUAAGAUGUAAUUUCAAGUGUAAAAUAAAAGUGUUGCAAACCAGUUGGAAAAAUUGAGGGCACCUCGUUCCUACAAUGAAUCCUUAUUUUAUUCACCACCGACAAUUAUUGUAAACUUUUAUGCUUGUAUAACAUUGUAAUUGUAAAAAAAAUUGUUGAUUAAAUAAAAUCGUAUAAUUAAAAAUAUAA
Molecule: messenger RNA, 3520 nt
Organism: Copidosoma floridanum
Lineage: Eukaryota; Metazoa; Arthropoda; Insecta; Hymenoptera; Encyrtidae
Biological process (GO): cytokinin biosynthetic process
Source: RefSeq, a predicted model, not a curated record